Molecule: messenger RNA, 1410 nt
Organism: Acaulospora colombiana
Lineage: Eukaryota; Fungi; Glomeromycota; Glomeromycetes; Diversisporales; Acaulosporaceae
Source: the annotation of a GenBank genome assembly
AACUCUUAAAAUCUCCCGAUUUAAGGAUGCAAGAUUUAAAUAUUGCAUACAACUCGGUGUUGCUUAUAUUAAGGAUUAUUAGGCAUACGCCAUAUAAUCAAAAAAGUUACGAUGACCCCGUCGAAGUUGACGCGGUAAAAUCGAAAUCUUUAUUUCUAAUAAUUGGAUCUCAUGAUGAUCCAGAAAUAUUACUUAAAACUCGUGAAGCUUACGAAUCCAUUGAGCAAUACGUUCACAAGCUUCAAUAUGAACACAACGAAAACGAUGAUGUUAUUUAUGACCACAAUGUGUGUUCUUCCGUUGCCGAAGUUAUUCAAUCGCUCAAACGACAUUUGGAAUCAUACGCCCGCGAAGUAGAUCAGAUAAGCAAAGUUGCAAGCCGAGACGAUCUUAGGCAAGAACUUGUAAAAAUACUCAGUAAUAGGGAAUAUAAUGUUAACCAAGGUUAUGUCGAAUCGAGAAACGAUUAUCCCGAGAUUCCUUUCUAUGAUGUUGUUGAUGACCCUGCAGGAAAAGAAGAUGACGGCGGAUUAUUUAGUGAACCUAAUGUUGACGUCGAUUUAGAAAUAUUUGCCAAAGAGAUGCUUCCUAAUUUCCAAUUCCAUAAAAGGGAAAGAAUGUCUGGGGACGGUUCACCGAAGGGUAGGAAAUUACUAAAAGCGCGCACUCUUAGCAAACUUGGGGGUAUCGCCUAUGAAAGUAACGCCCGAAGGAACUUGGGCGGCGGGAAAACGUAUCAAAAGAAUGAAUUUCGCAGUAUCCACAAUAAUCGUAAGGCAAAUACCAGUCGCCCACCAUCAGUCCACGUGGACGAUUUUAUGUCCGGAAAAAUUCCCGCCAACCAGCAACAUCCGGAUAUGUUAAAUAAUUCUUCGGUGGUUACAACUAAUUCGCGCGGGGGGAUAACAACAUCUACUAAUACCCAAAUAGCCACAAGUAACCGCGGCGGACGUGGCCGACGUUCCAGCACAAGUUCGGUUGCAACAUCACGCGGUGCAUCACGUGGAGGUAGUAGUAGUGGCCGAGGGACAGGUGGGAUCGGAAGAGGCGGAAGCACCAAUACAAAUCUUAUCGGUGCAUGGGAGAUGGGAAACAAUACCCCAUGGACCGGCGGUCCUCCGUCACUUCCUGUCCUCAUACCUCCACCGUUACAUAAAUACAUUGAAUUUGAUAGACAGCGGGAUUAUAAUAGAUACGAUGGUCAGACGAUACGAACCGGAUAUUAUGAUAAUCAAUAUUAUGGUGUGCCUUCACAAAUAACACCAUAUGACCGUCCCCCGCUACAACAAUCUCCACCUGGUAUAGCACCUCGAAUUAAGAAUCCGGGUGAUAAUAGAGGACGAACUGUUCCGCAAGAGUGGCCGCGCUCCAUGGUCUCUCAGCCUGUACGAAGGCCAGAACGUUCAUUUG